AUGGCAAACUUCAAGGGCCACGCUCUCCCAGGGAGUUUCUUUCUGAUAUUUGGGCUAUGGUGGUCAGUGAAGUACCCACUGAAGUACUUUCAUCAAAAGGGAUUGAAGAAGAACAGACUGAGCCAGCAGCAACAGCGCAUUGAGAUCAUCGAAGGUGCAGUCAAGACUGCGUUUGCAAUCAUUGGGAUCCUGGCCGAGCAGUUUGUUCCAGAUGGGCCUCACCUCCACCUCUACCAUGAGAAUCAAUGGACAAAGCUCAUGAAUUGGCAGCACAGCACCAUGUACCUGUUCUUUGGUGUCUCAGGAAUCAUUGACAUGCUCACCUACCUUUACUUCAACAUUGUGCCCCUGGGGGUGGACAGGCUGGUUUUGGCUAUGGCAGUAUUCAGUGAAGGUUUUCUCUUCUAUUUCCACGUCCACAACCGACCUCCACUAGACCAGCACAUCCAUUCGCUUCUGCUGUUCGGUUUGUUUGGAGGGAGUGUCAGUAUCUCUUUAGAGGUGAUCUUUCGGGAUAAUAUUGUGCUGGAGCUUUUCCGAACCAGUCUCCUCAUUCUUCAGGGAACCUGGUUCUGGCAGAUUGGAUUUGUCCUGUUCCCCCCAUUUGGAACACCAGAAUGGGACCAGAAAGACAUGGACAAUAUCAUGUUUAUCACCAUGUGCUUCUGCUGGCACUAUUUGGUUGCCCUUUGCAUCACGGCCAUCAACUUCUCUCUUGUUUACUGCUUUUUGACUAGGGUGAAGAGACAUGCAGAAGGAGAAAUCAUUGGGAUUCAGAAGCUGACAUCAUCAGAUCACACUUACCAGUCAGCCCUUUUGAGUGGCUCAGAUGAGGAGUGA
Messenger RNA from Chionomys nivalis (European snow vole), 840 nucleotides. It is a transcript of the gene Tmem45b, whose product is annotated as transmembrane protein 45B. Lineage: Eukaryota; Metazoa; Chordata; Mammalia; Rodentia; Cricetidae. The record is from RefSeq and is a predicted model, not a curated record. The transcript is spliced from 5 exons. Bases 1 to 840 code for a protein of 279 amino acids.